This is a messenger RNA of Salvia hispanica, 1194 nucleotides long. RefSeq names its product transcription factor VIP1-like. Gene Ontology annotation, cellular component: nucleus. The record is from RefSeq and is a predicted model, not a curated record. Gene Ontology annotation, molecular function: DNA-binding transcription factor activity. Gene Ontology annotation, biological process: regulation of DNA-templated transcription. Lineage: Eukaryota; Viridiplantae; Streptophyta; Magnoliopsida; Lamiales; Lamiaceae.
AGAAAAAAAAAUCUAACUCGUAUCUACAUUCAACUAUACUCUUCUUCAUUUCCACUGAGAAAGAAAACCCCCAAAUUCACCCAAAAUCUUCAACCCUAGAUAUAAUUCUUGCUCAUCUCACUCUAAUCCAGCCAAAAUGAUGGACGUGGAUCCCAAAUUCGCCUAUAAUCCGGGUCAGGUCGACCCAGACCAGAUUCCCAACGCCCCGGCCCGCCUGGCUUUCCACCGCCGGGCCCACUCCGAGUCCUUCCGUUUCCCCGACCUCGACGACAUCCUUGUCGACGGCGUCCUCGCCGACCUCAACCUCGACGCUCCGCCGCCGCAGAAGCAGUCGAAGAGGAACGACGGCCUGUCUCAUCUCCGGAGCCUCUCGGUAGACGCCGAUUUCUUCGACGGCCUGGUGCUGGACGAGCCGCCUCCGCCUCCGCCGCGCCACAGGCAUAGCAACUCCAUGGAUGGGUACUCGAGCACGACGACGUCGUGCGAGGUGGAUUCGAACGCGAAGAAGGCUGUUGCUGCUGAUCGGUUGGCGGAGCUCGCCCUGAUUGAUCCUAAGAGAGCGAAGAGGAUACUGGCGAAUCGACAAUCUGCUGCGCGAUCUAAAGAGAGGAAAUCGCGAUACACGAGUGAGCUGGAGAGGAAAGUCCAGACUCUGCAAAGUGAAGCGACUACGCUCUCAGCAAAGAUCACAUUGUUGCAGAGAGACACAAGCGGGUUGACUGCUGAGAACAAGGAACUCAAACUGAAGCUGCAGGCCAUGGAACAGCAAACACACCUAAGAGAUGCUCUGAACGAAGCGUUGAGGAGUGAACUGCAGUGGCUCAAGAUUACAGCCGGCCAUGGCUCCAACGGAAGCAGCAGGGGUUCUUCCUCCCCAUUUUCACCACCACCCCGGCCUCCAACAACAAAUUACUAUUCGCAGCAACAGCAGCAGCAUACGAGCCCCAACAACGCGAGAAGCAGCCCAUAACUGCAACCUAACAGGAGGGGUUGAUGAUGUCUGAGGCGUAGCCAUUUGUAAAAGAGAAGUAUAUUAUCCAGUUGUAUAUAUACAUGAACGCGUGCUAUUGCGACUAGAGAACGAUGCUAGAAACCUCUGUAAAUGUAGUAUUUACAUACAUCUUCUACCGGAUUCUGAUCAUGUAGCUCGCAAUUCGUCCUUACAUAAGCUCUUAUCGUAUACACAUUUCAUCA